Molecule: messenger RNA, 453 nt
Organism: Helobdella robusta
Lineage: Eukaryota; Metazoa; Annelida; Clitellata; Rhynchobdellida; Glossiphoniidae
Exons: 4
Coding region: 1-453 (150 amino acids)
Source: RefSeq, a predicted model, not a curated record
AUGGAGAAAUGCACGACUGUUUACGUUCCUGUUUCCCUCAAACCAUUGAAAAAACAUCCUGUCCAGAGUGCAGAAUUAGAAUUCUUCUUGUUGGGUCUUCGACUUGGGAUAUGUUUCUUGCCGUUUAAUCGUACAACCUCGACGCCUGUUUUCACUGGGCCUGUCUGUCAGUCGGUCGGCUUUCGCACAACCCUGGCCUGUUUUCACUGGGCCGUCGAGUCUGAUCGGCUUUCGCACGACCAAGGGCCUGUUUUCACUGGGCCUGUCAGUCAGUCGGUCGGCUUUCGCUCAACCCUGGCCUGUUUUCACUGGGCCGUCGAGUCUGAUCGGCUUUCGCACGACCAACACAAAACAACAAGAGUCAGAACAACACUGGAAACAAAUUGUGUGACUUUAGUACGCGUGCGAAACUAUGCCAAUGAGCAUAGAGUCUCGUACCAAAUCCACUUUUGA